AUGUCGAAAAUCACCAAUAUCCCAGCGGGCUUCCAUUUCGUGGCCACAAGGCACGACGACACCUACGAGUUCAUCAACCCCCUCAAAGGAGACGCGACCAACCUGAAGGUCCUGGUGACCGGGGCCAGCAAGGGCAUUGGACGCGCGACAGUCAUCUCGUUCGCAAAGUCCGGCGCAUCGGCCAUCGCCCUGCUGGCGCGGUCGGACCUUGAUGGUGUCGCUCGGGAGGUCAUCGAAGCAGCAAAACAGGCAGGGCGCAAAGUCCCGCCUAAGGUGCUGCAACUGCGAGUCGACACAACCGAUGUGGCGGUCGUGGACAGAGCCGUGAAGACGGUGGAGCAGGAGUUCGGCACGCUGGACGUGGUCAUCAACAACGCCUCGAGAAUGGAGACGUGGAAGCCCAUCCAUGAGACGGACGUCCAGGACUGGUGGUCGACCUGGGAAGUCAACGUCAAGGGCACGUAUCUGGUCAGCCGGGCGACACUGCCGUUGCUCCUGAAAGGGCAGCACAAGACCAUGAUUGUGAUUUCCAGCGCGGGAGGAUUGACCACGUCGUGCGUUUUCCAUGAAGAAGCAUUUUCAGCGAAAGAAGGGGCUGGGGGCAGUGCAUACCAGGGCACCAAGACGGCGCAGAUACGGUUCAAUGACUUCCUCAUGAAGGAAUAUGGAGAGCAAGGUCUCCUGGCUUACGCCGUCCAUCCCGGCGGCGUAAAGACAGAGGUUGGAACCACAAUGCCGGAGCAUAUGCACCACCUUCUGGUCGCCGAGCCAGAACUGCCGGCAGACACACUAGUUUGGCUGACGAGAGAACGCAGAGAAUGGCUGGCUGGACGAUACGUCAACGCACCGUGGGAUAUGGAAGAGCUUUGGAGAAAGAGGGACGAGAUUCUCGAGAAGGAUCUGUUGAAGCUGAAGCUGCAGACUUAA
Molecule: messenger RNA, 927 nt
Organism: Fonsecaea erecta
Lineage: Eukaryota; Fungi; Ascomycota; Eurotiomycetes; Chaetothyriales; Herpotrichiellaceae
Exons: 4
Coding region: 1-927 (308 amino acids)
Cellular component (GO): cytosol
Molecular function (GO): oxidoreductase activity
Source: RefSeq, a predicted model, not a curated record